GUUUCGAGCAGCAGUUCGAUCAUUUAGUCUUUUUUCCUUUAUAUCAGUAUAAACACUAUAGUAAAGUAAUAUGGCAGACGAAGAAGAUCCAUGGGGUUUCGACGACGGCGGCGAGGAGGAGAAGGCGGCAUCCACCCAGGCGGGCACUCCGGCUCCACCCUCGAAAGCACCGAGUGUGGCAUCCGAUCACAAGGCUGAUAGCGUCGUGGCUGGCACUCCGGCCAACGAGGAGGCUGCUCCGGAAGAGGUUGAAGAAAUCAAAGCACCGCCGCCUCCGCCAGAAGACGAUGGAUACAGGAAACCGGUGCAGCUCUACCGCCACUGGGUCAGGCCGAAGUUUCUGCAAUACAAAUACAUGUACAACUACAGAACCAACUAUUACGAUGAUGUAAUUGACUAUAUCGACAAAAAACAAACUGGAGUGGCCCGGGAAAUACCAAGACCACAGACGUGGGCGGAACGUGUCCUGCGCACACGGAAUAUCAGUGGCAGUGACAUUGAUUCGUAUGCACCGGCAAAGAGGGACAAACAACUAAUCCAAACACUGGCGGCCUCGAUAAGAACUUAUAAUUACCACACCAAGGCAUAUAUCAACCAAAGGUAUGCCAGUGUCCUUUGAAUGUACCAAUAGAACCGUCGGACGAACGGAUGAGCACUCGUAGUUAUAUAAAGGGUAACCAGCCGUUGUCAAAAGAUCCAUACGUAUGUGUAUAGUCAGUCAGUAAGCGUUUGCAUAUCUGCGCAUCUCAAAACUCUGUAUCCUGAAUCUGCCUUAUGGAGUGGAACCUUUCAAGAAAACGAAUAUUGUAUAUUUUCUUACAUGCGUAAUUUCUGUUAAUAUAUUGCCAUAUGUACUUAUUCAUAUAUAUUAACACAACUUACCUCUCAAUACAUGGUAUUUUUAAGGUUACUUACUUCAUUUCUAGCAAAGUGAGUAAAUAAAACAAACUUAUUUAUAUUGUAAAGCUUAAAAUAAAAA
This is a messenger RNA of Drosophila mauritiana, 979 nucleotides long. RefSeq names its product flightin. Lineage: Eukaryota; Metazoa; Arthropoda; Insecta; Diptera; Drosophilidae. The record is from RefSeq and is a predicted model, not a curated record. The transcript is spliced from 4 exons. The coding region runs from base 71 to 619 and encodes 182 amino acids.